AUGUCUGCUCGCCGGCCUCACGGACAAAGCUAUGCCGAUGUUGCGGCCAAGCCUCCUCAAGAAGAAAGCAACUCUGAUGUGACCCCUGCUGUCCCAGCUGAUGUCAUCUACAAGCUACUGGGCUUCACAUUUGCCAUGGUCUUUGCCCCCAUUGGCGUGUACUUUUUGACUGUGAACUCGAUCUUUAGUGGUAACGCUAUAUACUCUGGAAUUACAGCGGCCAUCACGGCCAACGUGGUCCUGUUCGCUUACAUCUACGUCGCCUGGAAAGAAGAUCAAGCAGACCAGCAAGCAGCGACCAAGGCCAAAUCAAAGAAAGGCCAAUGA
Penicillium longicatenatum is the source of this 327-nucleotide messenger RNA. RefSeq names its product vacuolar ATPase assembly integral membrane protein VMA21. The transcript is spliced from 3 exons. Gene Ontology annotation, biological process: vacuolar proton-transporting V-type ATPase complex assembly. The record is from RefSeq and is a predicted model, not a curated record. Bases 1 to 327 code for a protein of 108 amino acids. NCBI's taxonomy places the organism in Eukaryota, Fungi, Ascomycota, Eurotiomycetes, Eurotiales, Aspergillaceae. Gene Ontology annotation, cellular component: endoplasmic reticulum membrane.